AUGAUGGAAACCGACCAACAAGACACUCGCGAAUUCCAAAACCAGAUGCGCACAGCUAUGGCAAAGCUGCAAUCCUCUCUCGAUGGAGCUUUGGUAAACUUGGAGAGACGUGAGGCGCCGCCUGCAAAUCCUCGGGAAGACAACGCGAUGGAGGACCUCGAAGAAGCGGAGCGUGCACCUGGUCAGGCUGAUCGGACGUUCCCCCGAAAUUCGCCUGUGCCGGAGGGCAUGGCCAUGCACGAUCAGGAAAGAGGAGCUAUCCAGGAAAAUGUGGAAUAUCUCGAAGAACUCGAGGAAGAGGAAGGGGAAGUUGGCGAAGAAGAAGAGGUGCCGCAAGAAGUCGAACAAGAGCGCAUCCGACAACAGAACGCCAUUGCGCGCCAAGAGAUAGAAGGAGAUAUUCGACAGCUUCAACAAGCUCGCACUAACUUUCUUCAAAUAAUAGAUAAAUUGCGCCGUCUUCCCACAUGUCCGCCAAGGAGAUUGGGCUACGGAGCGGUCAGAAGUGACACGGAACGAUUCAUGCUCUGCGCCUUCUGCAGAGCAAGCGGAAAGCAUUACUCGGACUCGUGCGACGAGUUCCCCUCUGUGUAUGUGCGCCGUCCUAUGAUUGAGGACAGGGGAAAGUGCAUUGAGUGCCUCGAACUUUGUCGCAGAGACAAGUCGUGUAAAAAAUACUAUGAGCACUGUUAUCACUGCGGGAAAUACGACCACCAUUCCGCCUUGUGCGAGCUACCCGACAAAAGUGAUGAAAUCAAUUGGCAGCAAUCAGCAAUUGGCACAUGCGAGGCGCGGACUUGCCCAAACAACGGACCGCAUCAAUCAGCUGGAGCGCGACCUUCAAUGACUCCAGGACUAGAAGAACGCCGGCCGGGAGUAUCGCGGAGGAACCGCGAUUUUGCGAUCUAUGUAGACAUUUUAGUGUUUGAUAUUGUUAACCUUUGA
Haemonchus placei is the source of this 945-nucleotide messenger RNA. NCBI's taxonomy places the organism in Eukaryota, Metazoa, Nematoda, Chromadorea, Rhabditida, Trichostrongylidae. The record is from the annotation of a GenBank genome assembly.